AACAGUCGACGUCAAACAAGGUCGUUAGGUCGUAAUGCUAUUUACAGUUUUAAUUAUUACUUACAGUUAAGACAUUUGAAAAAAUACGGAUCAGCUAAGUAGCACUCCUCAUCAUCUCAUCUGUUCUGCCAUGUGUUGGACAGGUGAAUCAUUCCGUCAUAUCUGACCAUGAGUGUCCCGUGUUUAAUAAGGAACUUGACCAGACGUUUUGCCGGUGGAUCAGUGUUUAGACCCGCAGGAUUAUUUUUAUGUAAUGUCACACGAAAAAUGUCAUCCAAGAGACAAACUGACCAUCUAGAGAGAACUGCUAAUGUUUGCAGACAAAUGGAACUUUUCCCUGCACGUGUUUGUGACAUUGUGAAUGAAUCUGAUACAGUAAAGAGACUGAGAUUGGAGGUACCACAUCCGGACUUCAGCUUCCGUGCAGGACAAUGGGUGGAUUUCUUCAUCCCAGGUGUGGAUACGGUAGGUGGCUUCUCCAUAUGCUCCAGUCCUGGUCUACUGCAAAGAGAGGGCGUGAUUGAGCUUGCUGUCAAAUACACACGACACCCUCCAGCAAACUGGAUUCAUACAAAAUGCUCUGUGGACUCUGAAGUAGCUGUUAGGGUUGGUGGUAAUUUCUACUUUGACCCUCGACCCUCUGACCCUGUGCUUGACCUGUUGCUGGUAGCUGGUGGUGUUGGAAUUAACCCUCUGUACUCCAUCUUACUGCAUACGGCAGAUCUGCUCAGGCACUCUUCCGAUGGUCGUGGAUACACACCGGGACGUACACACCUAUGCUACAGUGCGAAGAAUACCAAGGAACUUCUCUUUAAGAACACCAUUAUUGAUGUCUGUCAUGAGCUCCAUGAGAAAGUCUCCUGCAAUUUUCAUAUUACCCAGCAGAGCUCUGAUAUAGAGCAGGAAAUUCAGCCUUAUGCCAUCAGUGAAAGGAUAUCAGAAGAUGUACUAAAGCGUCACGUAGACCCAGAGCGUACGCUGUGUUAUCUUUGUGGUCCUCCUCCUAUGAUAGAGAAAGUGAGCUCAGACCUGCAGAGGAUCGGUCUAUCGGAGGACAAAAUCCUUUUUGAGAAAUGGUGGUAGCAUUUUAUUGCCACAAACUCAGAUGGAUGGCUGCAUUUGUGUUUGUGCAUUAUAGAAACGGACUGUAAUGGUAAUGGACCAGUAAUGCAUUUGAGUUAAACGCACAACAACAUUUUGUCUGCACUCUCCUGGACUUUAUUACUAUUGGAAUACACUCUGCUGAUUACCAUAUCAUCCACAUUUAAGCAACAAAGCAAUUUUCUAGACUCAUUCCUGAAUGAUCACGGGCUGUACUGUAUAUUUAACUUUGUGUUGUGAGGUUACAGAGUCCUCCAAACUUGAAUAAUUCAGUUUUACCUCAUUUUUAAAAAUGGACUCGACAAAUUGACCGUAACCACUGCUGAAAUGCUCUACAUUACAGCUGGUUAACUGUCUAGUCGGGGUAUUGCACACAUAGAUUGCACUAGGGUUUUUUAGUUCUAUGUACAAUUAUGUAGUUUGCAAUAAAAUUUUAAUACACAUAUUUAUUCAUAAAGUUUUAGUAUAGUUUUAUUUAGUAAAAUUUGUACUUGUACUGACAUCAUUUCAGCCAUUUACACUGCAAAAAAUAUUUGUUGGUUUAACUAACUUAAUUUUUAAGUUAUCUGGUUGCCUUAAAGAGACACUCCACUUUUUUUUGAGAAUAUGCUCAUUUUCCAGCUC
This is a messenger RNA of Paramisgurnus dabryanus, 1725 nucleotides long. RefSeq names its product oxidoreductase NAD-binding domain containing 1 (gene oxnad1). Gene Ontology annotation, cellular component: mitochondrion. Gene Ontology annotation, molecular function: oxidoreductase activity. The record is from RefSeq and is a predicted model, not a curated record. NCBI's taxonomy places the organism in Eukaryota, Metazoa, Chordata, Actinopteri, Cypriniformes, Cobitidae.